Molecule: messenger RNA, 156 nt
Organism: Laccaria bicolor S238N-H82
Lineage: Eukaryota; Fungi; Basidiomycota; Agaricomycetes; Agaricales; Hydnangiaceae
Exons: 1
Biological process (GO): mitochondrial translation
Molecular function (GO): structural constituent of ribosome
Source: RefSeq, a predicted model, not a curated record
CAUCAAACUAUAGAGCGUGCAUGGUUGCUCCACAAAAGGCAUUUACGGAAGAAACGGGACGCUGAGGUAGCGAGAAAAUUCAAAUGCAUGAAGGAGGCCAUGGACGAGCUGUAUAAGCUGGACCCUAAAUUGUAUUUGGAGGCCAAUAGGUCGGAG